Messenger RNA from Orycteropus afer afer, 2997 nucleotides. It is a transcript of the gene ZBTB4, whose product is annotated as zinc finger and BTB domain containing 4. Gene Ontology annotation, biological process: regulation of DNA-templated transcription. Gene Ontology annotation, molecular function: DNA-binding transcription factor activity, RNA polymerase II-specific; protein binding; RNA polymerase II cis-regulatory region sequence-specific DNA binding. The record is from RefSeq and is a predicted model, not a curated record. NCBI's taxonomy places the organism in Eukaryota, Metazoa, Chordata, Mammalia, Tubulidentata, Orycteropodidae.
GCCAUGCCCCCCCCUGCAGAGGUGACGGAUCCGUCCCAUGCUCCUGCUGUCCUGCGUCAACUCAAUGAGCAGCGGCUCCGUGGGCUUUUCUGUGACGUCACCCUCAUAGCCGGAGACACCAAGUUCCCUGCUCACCGGAGCGUCCUGGCUGCUUCUAGUCCCUUCUUCAGAGAGGCCUUGCUUGCUUCAGCCCCACUGCCCCUCCCACCAGUUACUGGGGAUUUGGCCCCCAACCCUGCUACCACCACAGCUGCCACCUCUUCCUCCUCAUCGUCUUCCUCCUCCUCUCCCCCUCCAGCAUCGCCCCCUACUUCAUCCCCACCCCGGGUCCUGGAGCUGCCAGGGGUCCCAGCAGCUGCCUUCUCUGAUGUUCUCAACUUCAUCUAUAGUGCACGGCUCGCACUUCCUGGUGGGGGAGGGGACGGGGCAGCUGUGGCAGAGAUUGGCGCUCUGGGAAGACGGCUGGGCAUCUCCCGCCUGCAGGGCCUUGGGGAGGGAGGCGAUGCCUGGGUACCUCCUGCCUCGACACCCAUGGCCACCUUACAGCCUGAAGAGGACAGCUUCGGGCCUGGGACUAGGCCUACUGGGGAGUGGGAGGGUGACGGAGCUGAGGCCCAGGCCCCUGACUCACAGCCCACUCUGUCCCGACGGCUCCUCCCCUGUCCCCGAUGUGGGAAAAGUUUCAUUCAUCCCAAGCGCCUGCAGACCCACGAGGCUCAGUGCCGACGAGGGGCCAGCACUCGGGGCUCUGCAGGGCUGGGAGCUGGGGGCGCUGGCCCUGGUGGUCCUGCAGGAGUGGAUGCCUCAGCCCUGCCCCCACCAGUGGGCUUCCGAGGUGGCCCUGAGCAUGUGGUGAAGGUGGUGGGCGGCCAUGUGCUAUAUGUGUGCGCAGCCUGCGAGCGCUCCUACGUGACCCUGUCCAGCCUGAAGCGACACAGCAACGUGCACUCAUGGCGGAGGAAGUACCCCUGCCGCUACUGUGAGAAGGUGUUUGCCCUGGCUGAGUACCGCACCAAGCAUGAGGUGUGGCACACUGGGGAGCGCAGGUAUCAGUGCAUCUUCUGUUGGGAGACUUUUGUCACUUAUUACAAUCUGAAGACCCACCAGCGAGCCUUCCAUGGCAUUAGCCCGGGCCUCCUAGCCAGCGAGAAGACACCCAAUGGAGGCUAUAAGCCCAAGCUCAAUACUCUCAAGCUGUACCGCCUGCUCCCCAUGAGGGCAGCCAAGCGACCCUACAAGACCUACAGCCAGGGAGCCCCUGAGCCCCCUCUUUCUCCAGGCUUGGACACAGCAGCCCCUGCAGCAAUCCCAGCCAGCCCACCACCUGGGCCCCCACCUGCCCCAGAGCCUGGGCCCCCACCCUCUGUCAUCACAUUUGCCCACCCAGCCCCCUCUGUCAUUGUCCACGGCGGAAGCAGCGGUGGUGGGGCAGCGAGUGGGCCCGGCAGCACAGGAGGGGCCCAGGCUGCCUCAGUCAUCACUUACACCGCUCCCCCGCGGCCUCCCAAGAAACGGGAGUACCCGCCGCCUCCCCCUGAGCCUGCAGCCACACCAACCAGCCCAGCCACGGCGGUCAGCCCAGCCAUGGCAGCAGGGCCAGCCACAGCCACAGAGGAGGCCAAGGGCCAGAAUCCGCGUGCUGGGAGGACUCUGACGUAUACAGCCAAGCCAGCGGGUGGAAUCGGCGGGAGCGGGGGUCCCCCUGCGGGGCCUGGCCGGGGCCCCUCCCAGCUCCAGGCUCCCCCUCCGCUGUGUCAGAUCACUGUGCGCAUUGGAGAGGAGGCCAUUGUCAAGCGCCGAAUCUCAGAAACUGACCUGCGUCCUGGGGAGCUGAGUGGAGAGGACGGAGAGGAGAGUGAGGAGGAGGACGAAGAGGAGGAGGAGGAAGAGGAGGAAGAAGAAGAGGAGGAGGAGUCAAAGGCUGGCGGGGAAGAUCAGCUCUGGAGGCCCUACUACUCCUACAAGCCUAAGCGUAAAGCUGGAGGCGCCAGUGGCGGCAGCAGCAGUGGGGGCAACGGGAUGUCCAGAGGCCGGCGGCCGCCGCGCUGGAGGCAGAAGCUGGAACGGAGGAGCUGGGAGGAGACCCCAGCAGCCGAGGGCCCAGCAGGGCGAGCCCGCAGUGAGCGGAGGCACCGCUGUGGGGACUGUCCCCAGACAUUCGCCACCCUGAGGAAGCUGCGAAAACACCAGGAAGUUCACAGCGGCGGCUCCCACAGCUCCCGGGCUGGACGGAAGCCUUCUAGCCGCUUCACCUGCCUGCAUUGCGCCAAAGUGUGCAAGACGGCAGCUGCCCUGAGCCGUCACGGGCAGAGGCAUGCUGCUGAGCGGCCCGGGGGCACCCCCACACCUGUCAUUGCCUACUCCAAGGGCAGCGCCUGCACCAGACCCGGGGAUGUCAAGGAGGAGGCGCCUCAAGAGAUGCAAGUCUCCUCAUCCAGCGGGGAGGCAGGGGGCGGAGGCGCUGCUGCUGAGGAAGCUUCUGAGACCGCCUCCCUUCAGGACCCUGUCAUCUCAGGGGGUGAGGAGCCCCCGGUGGCGGCAGGAGGGGGCAGCUAUACCUACCCACCUGUGCAGGAAUUCCCACUGGCUCUGAUUGGGAGUGGCCGGGAACCUGGCAGUGGCAGGGGAAAGCCUGGGAGUGAGGGGCCGGUGGGGGCUGGGGAGGGGGACCGAAUGGAGGGGAUGGGGGCUGCCAAAGUAACCUUCUAUCCCGAGCCCUACCCACUCGUCUAUGGCCCCCAGCUCCUGGCUGCCUACCCUUACAACUUCAGCAACCUGGCUGCUCUACCAGUUGCUCUCAACAUGGUCCUACCUGAUGAGAAGGGUGGAGGGGCCCUUCCCUUCCUACCAGGGGUCUUUGGCUAUGCAGUGAAUCCUCAAGCAGCACCCCCUACUCCCCCACCGCAGGCUCCCCCAACUCUUCCUCCCCAAGUUCCCCCUAAGGGAGAAGGAGAAAGGGCAGGGAUUGAGAGAACCCAGAAGGGAGAUGUGGGGUGA